GCUUUGGUCCACAUCUCCAAUCGUUUGGCCGAUGGGGACACGGAUUCACUGAAAGGGCUCGUCACCCAUGAGGCAUUGACUGAAAUCCGUGACAAUUUGCCAAAACUAAGUGCCAAACAGUUACAAGAACUGAGAGUUGAUCCCAAAGAUAUUAUCUAUACGUUUGUCGAUACCAUCGGAAUCAUUAUGAAUGACAGUAAAUAUGACACCAAUUGUGUCAACCAUUGGACACCCAAUUAA
Oppiella nova is the source of this 240-nucleotide messenger RNA. NCBI's taxonomy places the organism in Eukaryota, Metazoa, Arthropoda, Arachnida, Sarcoptiformes, Oppiidae. The record is from the annotation of a GenBank genome assembly.